Schistocerca gregaria is the source of this 4788-nucleotide messenger RNA. It is a transcript of the gene ics, whose product is annotated as ras suppressor protein 1. The transcript has 8 exons. NCBI's taxonomy places the organism in Eukaryota, Metazoa, Arthropoda, Insecta, Orthoptera, Acrididae. Gene Ontology annotation, molecular function: protein binding. The coding region runs from base 92 to 949 and encodes 285 amino acids. The record is from RefSeq and is a predicted model, not a curated record.
AGUGGCAGGAACACGUACUUUGAAGUAACUUUGCUUGUGUCAGGAAGUGGUGUGUUCUUAUCAAUUGGUGUUAAAAAAAGUCGAGCAGACAAUGAAUCAAGCGCCAGUGUCGUGUAUUCCCAACACCAAAAUGUCGAAGGCGCGUAAAGUCAUCGACGAAGCGAAGGAAAUCCAGAAUCCUGAGCUGGAUUUGGCCGAUAAAGGGAUAGCACACUUCGAGGAGAUGCCUGGGCUGUUUAAUAUGGUAAACAUCACGAGACUGACUCUCAGCCAUAAUAAAAUUCAAGCUGUACCCCCAGGCUUAGCAAAUAUGGUUAAUCUGGAAAUCCUAAAUUUAUUCAACAAUCAAAUUGAGGAAUUGCCAACAUCCUUAUCGUCAAUGCCAAAACUUAGAAUUUUGAAUGUGGGAAUGAAUCGUCUGGAUUCACUACCACGCGGGUUUGGUGCAUUUCCAGUGUUGGAAGUUCUGGACCUCACAUACAACAAUCUCAAUGAAACUGUCCUGCCUGGGAAUUUCUUCAAGCUUGAAACUCUUCGUGCUCUGUACCUGGGUGACAAUGACUUUGAAACUCUAUCACCUGAGAUAGGACAGCUAAAGAAUUUACAAAUUCUGGUGCUGCGUGAGAACGACCUGGUGUCGCUGCCGAAGGAGAUAGGGGAGCUACACCGGCUGCGUGAGCUGCACAUCCAGGGCAACCGGCUGACUGUGCUGCCGCCGGAGCUUGGUCAGUUGGAUCUCAUCAGCAAUAAAUCGGUCCUGAAGAUGGAGAACAACCCAUGGGUCGCACCGAUCGCAGACCAGCUGCAAGUCGGAGUCUCGCACGUCGUUGACUACAUACGAUCUGACACUUACAAGUUUGUUUACAAUCGACACAUGCAGACGGAGACUCCACCACCACCACGGACAAACGACAAGAGGAUGAAAAUCUCAAGACGCCAACAGAGUUAAUCUCAGAAACUAUUUUGGAAAUUAGCUACUGAAAUAUGUAGCCAGUGUCACAAAUGAUGGACUAAUGCUGUGUUUGUAGAUUAAUGGAGUUACAGUCAUUUAAGGAUUUCCCAAGUUGCUUCUGCAAAACUUUACGUGUUUUUAACAGUGAGUGCUAACCAGAAUAUAAAUAAAAUACUGCAAUAUUAGAACAACACCUCUGUAUGAAAAGUCUAGAACUUAAAAGCACUCUAUUGUUGAAAAAUUGAACAGGUAAUGAAAAAUUUACAGAUGUAGAUCAAACAUUAUUUUUUGACAUAGUUGCCUUGAUUGUUAACUUUCUGAAACUUUAGACAAAAAGGUCUCCUUUGGACUCUUUGGCUCAUAGUUUGUGGCACACUGGGCCUUGUCACUGAUAGAAAAAUAUUUUCAGUCCAUAAACAACUUCAUAGAGGUGCCAGAUCAGGGCUGUGGCUGUGAUGGUUGAUGAUGCCCCAAUCAAAUGAACCCAAAGAUUACUCUGCGACACUGGCUGUGUGGGGAUGUGGAUUGUCCUGCAACAAGCACACUCUCUUUGUUAACACUCCCCUUCUUUUGCUCUGUAUCAGCUUCCUUCAUUUUUAAGGAUUUUUCAGUAUCACACAGCAUUAAUUGUUUUUCCUGGUGUAAAAAUUUGAGGAGGAGAAUCUAUUUAUGGUCCCACAAGACAGAGGCCAUGUUUUUUUCUCUUUUUGGCUGCAACAACAGUUUUGAAUUUUUUUUCUGUUUGUGAGGAGGGAAGUCAUUACUGCAUGAAAGUGCUUGACAGAUUCCCGUGAAGAUUGUGUUGAUCUAGGAGCUUUCUUCCCCCCCCCCCCCCCCCCCCCUCCCCCCCCCCCUGCCUCCUCCAUUAACCACCUUGCAAACAAAGUGAUUCAAUAAUUAUUGUAUGCAGAAAAGACCUGGAUAUUUCAGUAAAGAUUGCAUUCAUAUUGUCCAAAGUCAAUUGAUGGUCACCAUCAGUCAUUUCUUGGAGACUGUUCACCCUCUCACCAGUAAAAUUGAGGACCACAAACACAUUGUAAACUUUUGGUCUCCACCUUCAAACUUAUGACACCACUUGCAUACGUUAUAACAAUGAAAACUCAUCCACAUUAGUAUGAUGUGCCUCACUAUCCUUAUAAACUAUUUCCAUUUCAUAAAAAUCUAGAACAUCGCAUUUUCCUCAGAAAGGAGAAACCAUAUUACACUCCUCCCCUCAAAGCUUGCAGCUGGCACUACACAACGUAUUUUCAACUUACUGUGAGAAACAAGUGUCUGUUCUAUUGCCAAGACUGAGUCCUUGAAUGCAGUGCUGCCACCUUUGUCAGAAAAAAAUCCCUUUGAAUGCCACAGGCUCAGUGGUCUAACUUUCUGGAUUUGCCUUGUAUUACUUGUCUAUGUAUCAGCACUGAGAUUGAAGGAUUUAUUGUAUCUCAGAGACAGCAGCUAGCCCUUUGCAGCAUCUUGAAGCUCUCCAUCAAAGUCAAAACACUGAGACCCAAGCUGAACUGUGAGAAACAUGUACAAAGUUGUCUGCCAUGGGAGGUGUUGUGAAACACCAGUUUUCACAAGUUUCCUCUUCUUAGUUUAUCAAUUCAUUGCAUCGGGCUGCCUAUUCUGUCAUUGUCAUAAGAAUUUGUCCUCCACUCUUUAUGGGCAACUCCACUGACCCCACAGUGCCUUUGUUCAUAAGGUUGGUCCAUAUAUAGCUCAAAGUUCAUGAUGAACAUCCAUGGCUUCUUAAAUUCUAAAACUGUUUUCAGAACAGGUUUCACAAUUGGUGGGAUUUUUUAUUACAACGUUCAUUUUGAACAGACAGUGUAGGCAAUCGAGGAGCAGUAUGGCUGUCUCACUGUUGCAGCUCUACUGUGCGAGUCAGCGUAGCAACACUACUUUCCUUCCUACGUGAAACCUGAGGUUACUUUCCAUUCAGUCUUCAGAGUUAACCCACAAUAAAAUAUAGAUACAGUGAAUACCAUUUUCCCCCUUCAGUUAUUCCACAACAGUGUGGCAGUGUUUGGCCAAACUAUUUGAAGUCAGAUUUGAUUCAUCUGUUAGAUGUCCCUCACAUAUGCAAGACCUUUGAUCCAGUGAUUUCACUUUGCGGGGAGGUUGACAUAAUUUUUGUGGAAAAGUCUCAGUGCCUAUAAAGGUUGCCUUAAUACUGCUGUGAUGCAUGGUGUGUUACUGAGUUGAGUUUUUGUAAUUCUGCUUGUAAGCUUUGUGAGAUAAUUCAUUCAUCUGUACAUGCCUAAACUACUUCAGCAAAUAGUGCUGAGUAUUUUUUUUUUUAAUAUUUGGAAACUGUCAGCCACUUACAUGUCUUUUCAGCCUCUUUUUUCUGCAGAUGCAGGUAUAGAAGUUGUGUAGGUUGAUUACCAUCUUUUGCAACUGUAAUGAGAGCCUCAUUAAGACCAAACACUUUUUGCUUUACUACAAAGUAUCUUAAGUGAUCAGCUUUUUUGUUGUUUCGCUUCAUUCUUCCAUCUCUCUCUCUCCCUCUCUCUCUCUCUCUCUCUCUCUCUCUCUCUCUCUCUCUCUCUCAAUCUGUGUGUGUGUGUGUGUGUGUUAGUGUUAGAUUUUAGCACACAUCACUUCUUUUACUGCACAAAGUAUAUUCACAUUUCUGUAUUGUGAACACUGCUGGCAAGAAAACCACUACACAACUGUGAAGGGAGUCAGCCAGUGCUGGCUGUGGGGCUGAUGGCGAAUGCUGAGGGUGAGCCUGUUCUCUGUAGUGGCUGGCAAACUUCACACACACACACACACACACACACACACACACACACACACACACACACACACACACACACACAGUGUACUGUAUAAAUGUUUUCCUGCCCUGCUGUAGAGAUGUAACACACCACUACCAGCUCUGCUCCACCUUACAAGCAAAAGUUCCAGAAUGAAUGAGAUCACAACCCUUCCAUCAUGUGACCCCAAUCUCUGAACUGUAAAAACUUAUGCCUGCUUAAUUUUGGAGAUGUGACAGCACUACCUGCUCUGCCACACCUUAUGAUCAACAAUACCAUAACGAGUGAGGUCGCAGCCCUGCCAUCGCGUGACUCCACUCUCUGAAUGCUGCAGAGUAGGCUGAACGUUAUUUGCGUGGAUUUUUUCUGAGUAAUGAGCCAACUCAGCACUUCCUGGAGAAUGUAAUAUUCAAAUUUGUGCUAUAUCACGAAAUGGCAACCCCAUAACUUCCACAUGACACCUGUUGUGUAAAAUUUACGGGCAGGCCAACCUUAGCACUCGCUAUCAUUGCCACGGCAACCGCUGCUGGACUCCCAUCGUAUCUGGGCUGUGGUUUUUUUGCCGGAGAGGUUCACAAUGCAGAAACGUGAAUAUACAGUGUGAGUCAAACUAAUGUGAAUACUAUUUGAGAGAAACCAUUUACUCAGAGAUUUCAUUAUACAGGGCCUCAGCCUGACCACAAGAACGGUUAAUGCACUCAAACCGACGUUCAGCUUUGUAAUUUAGUGUCAGAACAUGUAUUUCUGUGAAAGUGUUGGAUAUCACACCUUUUAUUCUGUCCUUCAGUUCUUCGAUGUCUCUCACUUUUGUACUAUACACGCACUCCUUUAGCUGUCGCCAUAACAAGAAAUGCGGGAUGUGAUAUCCGGGUAUUGGGGAGGGCGUAACAACAGUCUGUCGUGACCAAUCCAACAGUAUGGGAACGUAUGAUCAAGAUAAAGAACAGAAUGAGCAAAAUGUGGUGGUGCACUAUCGGUCGGAUAUACGCUUCUCAUCUUAGUUGUAGGCAGUGCAUUAUCAAUGGCAAACUCUUUCAGCAUUUGCAGUUAGUCAUGUGCAUUCACCAUUAUGGCUGUAAAGAAAAA